Messenger RNA from Saccoglossus kowalevskii, 1552 nucleotides. RefSeq names its product glycosaminoglycan xylosylkinase-like. Gene Ontology annotation, biological process: protein phosphorylation. Gene Ontology annotation, cellular component: Golgi apparatus. The record is from RefSeq and is a predicted model, not a curated record. Gene Ontology annotation, molecular function: phosphotransferase activity, alcohol group as acceptor. Lineage: Eukaryota; Metazoa; Hemichordata; Enteropneusta; Harrimaniidae.
AUGGCUGAUGUUCCAGCUCCAAGGAUGUCUGAUUUACACGCUCCGUUUCCACCGUCACAUCAACGAGUCAUCAUUCCAAACUACCAGAAUCGUUUCCAGGAAGAAAAUGAAGAUGUGGACAAGUUUAUUCCGGGUUUGGAUGUGGGACAGGAUUUUGAUGGUUUUGAACCUAAGUAUAAUGAUCAAGAUGUGAACGUCGGUCAGGAUUUAGACGUCCAUGGAGACUUUGAUAACCUUCAUGAUAUAUGGACGUUGGCCGCUGAUUGGGUCAAAUCUCGUGAGAUCAUUCCAGCGAUAGCACCUGAUCUUGGAACGGUUUUAUACGCAAUGGCGAACUCUAAGAUAACGAAGGCCGAUGUUGGUUAUAAAGGUACGCAGCUGAAAUUGCUGCUUAGUCUUGAGAAUGACCAAAUUGUCGUCUUCAAACCAAUGAGGUACUCAAGAGAUCAUGUGAUCAAUGGUAAUCCAUACGCUGGUUACGACAGACACAAUUCUGAAAUUGCCGGAUUUCAUUUAGACAGGAUUCUUGGUUUCCGAAGAGCACCAUUAGUGGUUGGUCGACAUGUGGACUUGAAAAAAGAAAUUAUUCCAGUUGCUUCAGAUCGAUUGUUACAAACAUUUUUCAAAGGUGUAGGAAAUAGUACAUGUUUUUAUGGUAGUUGUCAUUACUGUAAUAAAGAAGAGCCGGCAUGUGACGAUGGAGUCUUUCUAGAAGGCUCAAUAACGUUAUGGCUACCAAGUUCAUGGCCGCUACAAAAACAUCGGCAUCCAUGGGGUAGGACUUAUAAAGCAGGCAAGAAAGCUAAAUGGGAAUAUGAUAAUACUUAUUGUCGAGAAAUCAUUGUCAAGGACCCAUUUAAUUCUGGUCCCAGACUUCUAGACAUCAUGGAUACCUGUAUCUUUGAUUACUUAAUUGGUAACGGAGAUCGACAUCAUUAUGAAACAUUCCAACAAGAUGGCGCUGAUGGUAUGUUACUAAAUAUGGACAAUGCUAAGGGAUUUGGUAAUCCCUUUCAUGAUGAAAAAAGUAUUUUAGCACCACUUUAUCAGUGCUGCAAAAUUAGAAGAGCUACCUACCAGAAGCUCCUGACCUUGUCUGAUGGCAAACUCAGUGAGUUCAUGAAACAAGCGCUAUCACAUGACCCAGUCAGCCCUGUACUUGUACCCUUGCAUUACGAGGCCAUGGAUCGACGGUUGCGUGCCGUUUUAUCAGAAAUCCAGAAGUGCAUUUCACGCAAUGGAGAAAGUCAUGUGAUGGUAGAUGGUCUAGUAUUAUGAAAAAACAAUGUUUUGUAAAAAAAAAAAUCCAUUCAUAUUUCUUGUACAUCACAUGUACAUGUUCAUUUUACAGAUUAUAUAAACCGUAUUUUUAAAAAUUAAAAUAAAAAAUUAGUUAGAAUUUGAAUAUACCUAGAAUUCUUGUUAUAUUGUCAUUGGAGCCACAUUAUUUUUGUUAAACUAAUUUCAGCAAUGGCAGUCAUUUUUCAGUUUCUAAACUUAGCUUUGUCUUUUACAAUGAAGACAAUUCAUUCAUUUCUAAAAUGAUAGACUA